GUGUGUGUGUGUCAUCCAGUCUUCUUUCGUACUCUUGUGUGUCGUAAGUUGUGCCUUUACACUGUACUUCACUGUACUGUUGUUAUUGCCGUAGUAGCAUGGUGUGUUAUGGUGUUGAUGGGUGUUGUUACUAUGGUGACUGUGGUGUAGAUGGUAGUGUUGUUGCCAUGGUGACCUUGUCUAUAACACUGUCUCUGGCUCUCCAGUGUCUGUGCGCUACUGUGGUAAGUGUUGUUUCUCCCCUCACCGCUGCUUUUGUGUCUAACCGGGUUCUCUCUCUCUCUCUCCUCUCCUCCAUCUCACCUCCCUUUCUUUUCGGGUUAUCCUCACCCAUAUUUAUCCCCCUCUCCAUUUCUCCCUCGCUCUCUGCCCACGCCUCCCCCGUUAUCCGAUUUUCACCCCCUCGCCUUACCUUCUUCACCUCUCCCUUCACUAUUUAUUUGCGUAUCCAUCCCUCUCUCCUUCCCUGUCCCUCUGUCCUCUUCUGUGUGUCUGUGUGUGCUCUACCUGUGCUGUAUCCGUGGCUGUGAUGUGUGUGUGCGUGUGUGUGUCUUCUCUGUGCUCACACAGCAGCGAAGGAAAGGGAGGCAGCGUGGAAAUAACCUCAGUACUAUAACAGAUAAUAGUCCUAUGAAGCGCUCGGCCUCCUCCCUUGGUCACAGUCGAUCUGGGAGGGGCCAGAGGGAAAGGGGAGGGGCCGAUGAUUAUGCAAUGGAGUAUGUGAUCCCUGAGGAGGGCGGAGCUCCGAGGCACAGCCACCGACGCCGCGACCGAAGCCACCGGGCCUCCGAGCGGUCACUGUGUCGAUAUACAGACGCAGAUGCAGGACUGGGCACAGACUUGAGCACCACCACUCAGUCAGGUGACCUGCCACCCAAGGAGAAGGACCGUGACCGUGACAGAGACCGCGGUCGGCAGAAAGACCGCAAACACCACCACCAUCACCACCACCAUCACAGCGGCUCUGUGGACAAGGAGCGCUACACACCAGACCGCGCCGACCGGGGGGGAGAGCACGGUGGUCACAGACAGCCCCGAGGAGACAGAGACCACGACCGGGAUAGGGAGCACGAUCGUCGCUGGUCACGGUCACCCAGCGAGGGCAGAGAGUGCAUGACACACAGACAGGGCAGUAGUUCGGUGAGCGAAAGUCCCGCUCCUUCUACCUCGGGGACCAGUACCCCGAGACGAGGCCGUCGGCAACUCCCUCAGACCCCGGCAACGCCCCGCCCACACGUCACCUACUCUCCUGUCGUCCGUAAAGCCAUGGCCACACCUCCCGGAGCCCAGCCCCUGGGGCGCAAUCCCGCCCCUCACCGCUUUUCCCCUGAGCCCCCCCAGGGACCUCCCCCGCCCCACCAUGGCUCACCCAACCAAGCCUGCCACCCUCCUCCCCGCUGGGGGGACGGGGGAGGAGGAGGAGGAGGAGAGAGUGGGUCGCUGGAGGGCGACGGCUGCUUCUACAACCAGGACUACCAGGAUUACGACCGUGAGCACCACAAACCGCCUCCCUACGAGCAGAGCCCCACACAGGGCAACCCUCACAAGCCUCACCCCCUCAACCACCCUACUCUCCCCGUGCUAAACCAUCCCCCAACCCCACAGCAGCAGCACCCUAUCAACCCGCACCCAAACAACCCCCACCCCAACAGCCCCCACUCCCGCACCUCGCCCAGGACUUCCCGCCACGCGCCCCCACCCAACACCACCCCCACCCCCCAAGGGCAGCAGCCUCCCCCCACUCGACGUCUCCCCAACGGGUACCGCGCCUCUUCCCCCUCCUCGCAACACCACCACGGCCCCACCCACCCCGGGCCCCAUAAGGUCCCCCCUCCCCAGCUUAGAGGGCCCCGCACGAAAGGCCUGCACGAACCCUACAACAACACGGAUGACAACAGGUGCUAGCCUCUGGGGACUAUGGAGGGAUGGAUGGAGGGAGGGAGGGCUCAACCACACUGUCUGAGUUAUCAGUCCCUCCCAGCCCAGGAAAACACACAGCCAGAGCACUGACCGCCAUGAGACAGGGGAAACCAAGGCAUGAUUCUUUCUUUCCUUAUUUCCGUUUGUUUUUCUUUUCGUUUCUUUUGCUGCUCAGUGUUUCCCGGGGAUGGAGGGAGUGAGGAAGGCGUAGUUAGAAUAGAGGGAUGAGGAGGAGGACCACUGAAGGAUGAGUAGAAAUUAGUGAACAGGGUAUGGAGUACAAACCAAUUCCUCCUCCAAAACUAUGGAACCCAGCUCAUCGGAUGCAAGGAGACAAAAACUCAAAAUGUAAAAAAAAUUCAAAAUGGAUGAUAUGGGGGACGGAUGCUUUUCUCAACGUAUCAUGAUGCUACGCCUCUGGAAACAAUAUUAAAAACCGCCACAACGACCAAGAUGUCACUAUGACAUUGCGGAGAACUAAGUGGAGUUGCGUUAGUUGCAAAAACCAACCACCAACCCCGAUGAUGGGGAGAUAUUGAUGAGUUUUAUCAUCUGGGUUUACUGUUAAUAAUGACAUAUGUGAUGAUGAGCCUUCCACCUGAGUGUGGUGGGGGGAGUGGGGGAAACAGGUGGUGGGGGGGACACCGGGACACACACCCUAACUCUGAAGGAGGGAGGGGGUUAUGUAGGCGGAAUCUAUCCAUUCCAACCCCCCAACCCCCAAAAAAGAUUCCGCCCCAACCGAGUAGAGAAGAGACAUAAAAAAAGUGGAUGGUGAACAAAAAAAAAGAAACUUAAAAAGAAAAAUUUUCUUCAGUAUUUCUUCUUCUACUCCUGCGGCUGCUACUUUUUCCUCUUCCUCUUCUUCUUUUUCUUCGAAACAUUGAAGCUUGAUUCUUCUGUUGCACCCGCUCAGCUUCGUUGGAACUUGCAGAGUUUAAAAACCUGUGGAAUCCUGCAUGAUUGAUACAAAAUAAAUGAUAACAAAGAGAAACUACUGUAAUGUGGGGAAACUAUUCCUUGGUCCUUUCUAUAUUAGUCUGUGGGGUUCUCUCUUUUUCCUGUAAUCCCUUUGUUUCUCUCUCUUCUCCCUGAGGCGUCCCUCUCUCACUCUUCCUGUGCUGGAGGUAUAAUCAGGAUAGUUAGGAUGGAUGGAGAGAUGGGGCGAUGAGGAAGAGAAGAACAAGGUCCAAGCCUUUUUUAUGCGGAGGGACAGGAUGAUCUAUUUCCCACUUUGUUCUUAUUGAAAUGCUCUGUGCCAAAUUAUAACUGUUGAUGUGGCUGAGAUUGCACAAUCAUUUUCAAGGAAGUAGAUAUUUUGUUACAAGGCCAACUUUUAUUUCAUGGAAGGAAAGAAGGCAGGAAAGUAUGAAAAACAGACCCCACAUAUUAUAGGUUCAUGUUAAAAGGGAGUUGAAACUGGGGGAGGAAGUUACAAGCUCCAUGGUCCUUAUUGGCUCUUCAUCUGCUGACGCACAGCAUCGUUCAAACCAGAGAUAUGUCUCUCGUCUUCCAGGGUUUGUGUUUGAAAGAGCGAUGAAAAGAGAGAGAGAGAAAGAAAGGCCGAUGAAAGGAGGGAACCUCUUCAUCUUUUGUUUAUUUGUUAAUAAUAGUGAUAAUGGUUCUAUAGAUACUGAUAACAAUACUAUUGAUGAUUAUGAUAAUAACGAUGAUGAUAAUGGUGAUGAUGAUGAUGACGAUGUUCAUGCUUGUGAGAGAGAAUUAUUUUAGUCUUGUAUUUGUGUUACUUUCGAGUCGGUUGUGCUCAGCGCGUCACCAUCUUUGUUUAGUGAGUCUGGUUGGUGGUCCACUGGUCCGGCUGGUGGGCGGAGCUUUGUCAGAGAGGUGCAUUGUGGGAACAGUAGUAAUCAUAGUAAUGACUCUGAUACAGUGUAAUACGGUGGGGAAGAGAAAAGGAACUUAAAAAUGAACUUUAAAAAAAAGAACAAUGUCAAAAGUCAUACAGGAAAUCAUGUAUCUGACAUGUAUACUUGUUAAUCAAGCAGUUGCUUACAUAUAUUAAUCACUUGGGUAAUUCUAGGGCAGCUAAAUGGUCACUUUUGCUUUGGUUAACGCGGUCUACAGACUAAAGUAGACCAGAUAAAGCAGUAAUGAGACAGAGCUCCUCUACCAGUUUGGCCCUCUAGGUGGCACUGUAUGCAAUACAUUGCACCCCUGUCCUAUUGUAUCAUUGUAUCACCCCUUCUAUUUUGACUGUCUGAUUCCAAUGUUUUCGUAUCUGUCUUUAAACUGGGAGCAUAAGGUUUAAGUGUUGUCUGUCACUGGUGGAUCACCUCCUUUGUGUUCAGGACAUGUAGCACAGCCAAUCACAAAUGCACAGGACAUGUAUCACAGCCAAUGAAAAUGCAUGGGAGAAACAAUGACUGGGUCUUUUCUGGCAAACCUCUGUGUCCUGUGUCACCCUAUUUUCUUUGUGUGUGUCUUUGUGCGCCUCAAACUAACAUCCAUCCUAAUACCUACCACUGUCCCGUACAGUGUCUCUCUCACAGUUGCCGGACUUUGAGGAUAUCCAUAGUGAACCAUUCAUUUAUUAGAAUGAUGUCAUUAUUAUUCUUAUUAUUACACCCCAUGUCAAAACCAUUAGCGUCAGGUAACAGUGUUUGUUCACGGCUGCCAUAGAUAUAGCGCAGUUAGAUCUGCACAUAUCUGGAUUCUGAUGUACUGUAAUGACAUAUCCCAUGAUUCUAUGUACCACACUUUGACCAGAAAGUGCACAGGCACAUUGCCUUUACAGUAUUCAUCUAACGUAGGAAUGUCAUAGACGUGUAUAAGUCACAUCACAACACUGAUAAGAUAGGAAUACACAGAUACACUCUCAGUAUGUAGCUCCUGGCUGUAGCAAGUAUGCGUGUACGUGCGUAUGGCGUGUGUGCGUUUGCGUGUGUGUCUGUGUAUGAAUGCGUUCUUUUAUAGCAAAAAUGUGUGUGUACAUUCAAUGUGUGUGUGUACAUCAAUAGCUAGCUGUUUUCGUUGGAUAUUUCAUUUCAUUUGUUUAUUUGCUUUGAAUAUUUUGUGAAAGCACACUGAUGACAUUUGAGUUGGUGAGUGUUUGUGUGUGUGUGUGUGUGUGUGUGUGUGAGUUAGCCUGUGUUUGUGAGCGAGUGACAGAAUGUUUGUGUGGCUGUGUGCAAGAUUAAAUAAGAUGUCAAUCACCCUCCAAUUCAAACUAUGAGAGGCCCUAACAUUCACUGUCAAUCAUUGUGUCCUGUACUGACCAACAUCCACUAACAACACAUAUUCUAAAUAACCCCACCGUUACUUCAAAAAGCAAUGUAUGAGCUGCUAUGGAAAACAUAGAAAUAAAAGCAUUUUAAGUACCAAAAAAAUACCAAAAAAAGGGAAAAUAUCUACUUCCAGAACUGCAUGUGCUAUGUGCAUGCCACACCGUGGGUGAACAGUCAUCUUCAGGAAUCCAAAAAAUAAGAAUAUGAAUUCAGAUUAAAAAAUAUAUGAAUAUAGAUAGAUGUUUUUACUAAGCAACAUGUUUUCUUUUUUCCUUCUAUUUUUGAGAACAAAAAAGGUUGAAAAAAUCUAUAAAAAAAAAAAAAAACGUCAAAAGAGCGACAUGAUGACUUUGGUAAGAAUCAAAGUUGGUUUGUUUAUUUAUGUUGCCAGCUGUUAACUGUAAACAUGGAGGUGAGACACUACACAACCAUGUUCAGGACACUACAAAAAAAGGGAACUCCUGUUUUAAAGAAGAGAAUCAUAUAAAAAGAGAUGGGGAUAUCCCUGCCUACUUUGGGUAGGGCCAGGAGCCAGCCAAAUCUGAUGAUGUAACCCUUAAAACUCUGGCUGUGGGAUCUUUUAUCUCUCACUCACUCCCUCUCUAUUUCUCUCUCACUCUUGUCUCUCUCACUCUUAUCUCUCACACUCUCAACCUAUCUCACCGCUAUUUCUACCAGUGCAUUUUGUAAUUCCAGACAGAAUUCUUCCUAAUGAAUAAAAACCAGAGAGAAUGCA
This is a messenger RNA of Salvelinus fontinalis (brook trout), 5901 nucleotides long. RefSeq names its product voltage-dependent P/Q-type calcium channel subunit alpha-1A-like. NCBI's taxonomy places the organism in Eukaryota, Metazoa, Chordata, Actinopteri, Salmoniformes, Salmonidae. The record is from RefSeq and is a predicted model, not a curated record. Bases 631 to 1905 code for a protein of 424 amino acids. The transcript is spliced from 4 exons.